This is a messenger RNA of Corticium candelabrum, 2061 nucleotides long. RefSeq names its product ATP-binding cassette sub-family F member 2-like. NCBI's taxonomy places the organism in Eukaryota, Metazoa, Porifera, Homoscleromorpha, Homosclerophorida, Plakinidae. The transcript is spliced from 10 exons. Gene Ontology annotation, molecular function: ATP hydrolysis activity; ATP binding. The record is from RefSeq and is a predicted model, not a curated record. The coding region runs from base 33 to 1847 and encodes 604 amino acids.
UCCACGUGCUUUUUUCCUUGACUGAGGUCACUAUGCCUUCUGACGCGGCUAAGAAGCGUGCUGCCAAGAAGAAAGAGGCUCGAGAGCGAAAAGCUGUCGACGUCAAGCGUCCCGCCACUGGGACGUCGCAGUCAAGAAACGGAGACGCGACCAGCGCUUCUGUAGAGGCAAGCGCUGCCUCUCUGACUGCUCUGACGCUUGCCAGCGCGAGGACAUGUACUGGUGUGUUGACGUCUCAUCCCAUGUCGCGGGAUGUUCACAUCAGCAGCUUUUCUUUGAGCUACCAAGGUCUCGAGUUACUGACUGACACAAAACUGGAGUUGAACUGGGGACGACGGUAUGGACUCGUGGGCCUUAACGGAUGUGGUAAGUCAACACUGAUGUCCGCAUUGGGUAACAAAGACAUCACGAUACCCGAUCAUGUAGACAUUUUCCACUUGAUCAGUGAAGUUCCAGCCAGCGAUAAGACGGCCAUACAAUGUGUUAUCGAGGUGGAAUCCGAACGAGUCCGAUUAGAGAACGAAGCGGACGAGCUGGCAGCCUCAGAGAGCGAUGCCGAAUCCGAACGGCUACUCGGAAUUUACGAACGGUUGGAAGAGCUGGACGCAGCGAAGGCCGAAACGCGAGCCGCCGAAAUUCUCAACGGGUUGGGGUUUACCUUCGAAAUGCAACAGACAAAGGUCAAGCAUUUCUCAGGCGGCUGGCGUAUGCGUGUGGCGCUCGCUCGUUGCCUGUUCAUUGGACCAAGCAUGUUGCUGCUCGACGAGCCGACGAAUCAUCUCGACUUGGAGGCGUGCGUGUGGUUGGAGACAGAACUCAAGAAAUACAAACGCAUCCUGUUGCUCGUGUCGCACUCGCAGGACUUUCUUAAUAGCGUCUGCACCAACAUCAUCCACUUCCACUGCAAUAAAUUGAAGUCAUAUACGGGAAACUACGACACGUACAUGAGAACUCGACUCGAAUUGGAAGAGAAUCAGAUGAAGAGAUACAAGUGGGAGCAGGGACAGAUCUCACAUAUGAAAGACUACAUUGCUCGAUUUGGUCACGGCCACAAGAAACUGGCACGACAGGCACAGAGCAAGGAGAAGGUGCUGGCAAAGAUGGUCGACAGCGGUUUGACAGAGAAGGUUACAAGUGACAGGACUCUUGAAUUUUCGUUUCCUGAAUGCGGUACGAUCCCGCCGCCAGUUAUUAUGCUUCAAGACGUCAGUUUUCGUUACGGCAGCGGAAAACCACAUAUCUACAAGCAUCUUGACUUUGGACUCGAUCUUGACACACGACUAGCACUCGUCGGUCCAAACGGCGCCGGCAAAUCAACAUUAUUGAAACUUAUUGACGGAGAGUUGGCGCCCACAGAAGGUAUCGUCAGACGUAAUUCACAUCUUAGAAUUCGACGGUUUCACCAGCAUCUUCGCGAUCAUAUGGAUCUGGACAUGUCUGCGGUAGAGUGGCUGAUGAAGUGCUUUCCUGCUGUGAAGGAGGAGGAUCAGAUGAGAAGCGCAGUCGGUCGGUUUGGUCUGACGGGAAAGCAACAGAUUUGUCCGAUGAGCAAUCUGUCGGACGGUCAACGAUCGAGAGUCGUCUUCGCAUGGAUGGCGUGGGAACAGCCGCAUAUCAUACUUCUCGACGAACCAACGAACCACCUCGAUAUCGAAACGAUCGAUGCUCUAGCCGAGGCCAUCAACGAAUUCGAGGGCGGAAUGGUUCUCGUGAGUCACGACUUCCGACUGAUCAGUCAGGUGGCGAAGGACAUUUGGGUGUGUGAGAAGCAGACUGUGAAACGUUGGGAUCGUGACAUUCAGGCUUACAAGAAAAUGCUGAAAAAGAAACUUAGUGCUAAGAAAUAGAUCUCAAGUUUAUGUAUUUAUUAUUUGGUGUCGACUUUUUGUGCUCAAAAUGGAGGUUUUCUUUAGUAAAUUAACUGGUUGAAGCUCGGCUAUACGAUUGUACUGUAGAGUGUUUUUACCGGUCAGAUUGUAAUUAUGUGCUGAUGUUGAGAUUCGUAUCUAUUAUCUAUUAUAUCUGUUCUAUGUGAUUAAUAUUGACCCAUCAAGAGUUGUA